This is a messenger RNA of Thlaspi arvense, 1935 nucleotides long. Lineage: Eukaryota; Viridiplantae; Streptophyta; Magnoliopsida; Brassicales; Brassicaceae. The record is from the annotation of a GenBank genome assembly.
AUGCAGAGGAAAUUAAAAAAAAUGGCAUCUGGAUUCCCCGGCGGCGGCGGUGGACCGGAGUUUUACGGCGUCGGUGGUAGAUCUAUGACUGGAGGUCCCGGAACCGUCAUCAACGCCGGUAACAAUAAUCCUCAGCCGACGUCUCAGGCGCAGCAACAGUCGGAUUUGGGUUUAUUUGGUGGGGUCCGAAUGGGAUACGGGUCGGGUAUUCCGACUUUAUCCGGCGUACCGUGUAUCGAACCGGUUCAGAACGUAAACCGGGUUGAGGAAUCGGAGAACAUGCUGAAUAGUUUAAGAGAGCUUGAGAAACAGCUUUUGGACGAUGACGACGAGGGUGACGCACAAGGCGGCGAUGAUGACGUGUCUGUUAUCACGCAUUCAAACAGCGACUGGAUACAAGGCCUCGUGACUCCGAACCCGAACCCGGUUUCGUCUUCUUCCCCGAGCUCUUCCUCCUCCUCUUCCUCGCCUUCUACAGCUUCCACGACGACGUCGGUAUGUUCGAGGCAAACCGUAAUGGAGAUCGCGACGGCGAUCGCGGAAGGGAAGACGGAGAUAGCGACGGAGAUUCUGGCGCGUGUUUCUCAGACGCCGAAUCAGAGGAGGAAUUCCGAGGAGAAGCUGGUUGAUUUCAUGGUGACGGCGCUUCGAGUGCGGAUUUAUCCGGCGGAGAGCUCCGUCCUUCCUUCGCCGGCGACGGAGUUGUACGGGAAGGAACAUCUAACCUCGACUCAAUUGCUCUACGAGCUGUCUCCUUGUUUCAAACUCGGUUUCAUGGCGGCUAAUCUCGCCAUUCUCGAAGCCGCUGGUAACAACGACGGCGAGGGAAUGACGAUGCACGUGAUCGAUUUCGACAUCGGUGAAGGUGGACAGUACGUUCACCUUCUACACGCGCUCUCUACGCGCCGUCACGGUAAGAAUCCACCGGUGGUUAAAAUCACCGCCGUGACGAACAACAACGACCGGUUUGCGGUCGUCGCCGAUGGUGGAGAAGAUAGAUUAAAAGCCGUCGGAGAUCUUCUAAGCCAACUCGGUGACCGAAACGGUAUCUCCGUUAGGUUUAACGUGGUGGCGGGUUUAAGACUCGGUGAUCUGAGCCGUGAAUCGCUCGGCUGCGAUUCCGACGAGCCUUUGGCCGUGAAUUUGGCUUUCAAGCUCUAUCGUGUACCAGACGAAAGCGUAUGUACGGAGAAUCCGAGAGACGAGCUUCUCCGGCGCGUAAAGGGACUCAAUCCGCGCGUGGUGACUCUAGUGGAGCAAGAGAUGAAUUCCAACACGGCGCCGUUUUUGGGCCGAGUGAGCGAGUCGUGCGCGUGUUACGGUGCGUUGCUUGACUCGGUUGAGUCUACCGUUCCGAGUUCUAACGUGGACCGUGCCAAAGUUGAGGAAGGGAUUGGCCGGAAGCUGGUAAAUGCGGUGGCGUGCGAAGGAAUCGAUCGGAUCGAGCGGUGCGAGGUGUUCGGGAAAUGGCGGAUGCGGAUGAGCAUGGCCGGGUUCGAGUUGAUGCCACUGAGUGAGAAGAUAGCUGAGUCGAUGAAAAGUCGACUCAGUAACGGUAAAGGAGUCCACCCGGGUUUUACCGUUAAGGAAGAUAACGGAGGUGUGUGCUUUGGGUGGAUGGGACGGACACUCGCUGUCGCAUCCGCUUGGCGUUAACUUCACACUCUUUUUUUAUUAUUAUUUUUAUUUUUCUUCUUAUUAUUACCAUAUUAUUAUUGUUGUUAUUAAUUUUCGGGAUAUUCUGAUAUUAUUAUUAUCAUUGUGAUUUUUCCAUUUCGAAGUGUAUUAAUAUAAAAAAAAAAUGGAGGAUCGGAGGAGAAAAAGGAAAGGUAGGAAUCUUAUGUAACAAAGAAAAAGGGCUUUUAAUAUUUUACUAAUAAUAAAAGGAAAGAGUGAUUGGGUUUUAGGGAAUUUCUUAAGGUUAUUUAAUAUUCU